This is a messenger RNA of Colletotrichum karsti, 1845 nucleotides long. RefSeq lists its product as uncharacterized. The coding region runs from base 1 to 1845 and encodes 614 amino acids. The record is from RefSeq and is a predicted model, not a curated record. Lineage: Eukaryota; Fungi; Ascomycota; Sordariomycetes; Glomerellales; Glomerellaceae. The transcript is spliced from 4 exons.
AUGCCGAGCUUCUUCCAAUUCACGCAAGGCAACGAGUCCCGCACCCGCCUGACGAGCGACUCCUCCCCUCUCCUCGGCCGGUUCCGCGCCGUACCUCAAGAGUCUGACGUCCACGGCCGUCGACGCCGCUCCGGGAGCACGCUCGGCCUGUUCUCGAACAACCGUGGCAGCGUGCACGUCGGCUACGGCGCACUGCUUUCCGCUGCUGGCCUCGAAAAUCACGACAACGCCGACGAUAGAGCUGAUUGGGAGGACUUGAACCUGUGGCAGCGGACAUGGCGCAGGAUCGCCGACGUUUGGGUCGAGCCGAAGCAGGGUGCCGUAAAGAGGGUUGUUGAUGUAUGGUGGAGUCGAUAUGGGUGUCUCGUCUUGAUGCCCGCCGCGCUGGCUAUUGCAUGGUGUGCACUACCGAUUCCGCAGUACCAGUUUACCGACGACGAUGAUGAUGACCGAAGUGAUCCUGGUGCUGGGUCCGGGCACAAGAUACCUGGUCACGGCGAGGCACGGGUGCAGAUCAGCUUCUGGUUCUUCCUCUUUGUCUACUACGGCUUCUACAAUAUCACGGCCUUGAUUUGGAUCACCAAGGUCUUCAACCUCUACAGCUUGAAUUGGUGGCCGCAGUCUCUUGGCUUUCCAGUGACGAUGUCUCUCAUCGCCAUCGUAUCAAUAGCCGUACCCAUUCCACUCUAUCUAACCCCAGAGACGCGGUUCCUCACUCAACACAACACGGCAUGGGUCGCCUUCUCAUUCUUCGUCAUGGCGAUGCCCGUGGCCAUCGCAUUCUGCAUCCUCCUCACCUCCCAACGUCACCUCAAGCUACGGCAGUCACUCUCCGAAACCCAGCGCAUCUUCACGUCAUCCUGGUGGACAGGCGAGUCCGGAGGAAGCGUCCCCCGGCGAGAUAACCGCCGCCGGCCGAACCUCAGCAGCGACUCCUUCAACCCAGAUGCCGUCCUGCAGGUCGACCAAGAGCAGUCUAGAAAUAGGACCCUGGCCGCCAUGGGGAUGCGCCGCAGGUGGCUGCCCGCCAGCUUCGUCCGCUUCAUCUGGUUCUGCCUGGCUCUGUUCGUCGGCCUCAUGGCGUACGUGAUAGGAGAGGCGUACGCCGAGAUCUACCUGCGCACGCUCCCGCACAACAACUUGGAGACGGUCGUCUACGUCUACAGCUGGAUCAUCACGGUACAUCUCCUCGAUGCACUGACCGGCUGGCUAUUGGGAAUCCGCGAAGGUGAACGUGUCGGGAGCUAUCCCCUGAGCUGGGUGUUCAAGCUAUACUUCAUGCUCACCUACCAAACCUACGUUCGCGCCCUGUACGCCCGCCUCCGCUCCCCGGAACAAUUCAUCUACCUCCAGAUCCUCUCCAGCAGCACCCUCAUCAUCCUCACACCAUUAACCAUGUCGCGCCUCUACCACCGCGUCACCGUCGCCCUCAACCUGACGGACCAGUCCUACGCCUCCUACCAGAAGGUCUGUACCCGUAACGUCUUCAUCCGCUUCCUCGCCGAGAACGUCUCCAUGGCCGCCUUCCUCGGCAGCGUCCUCGUCCUCCACUUCGGCCCCAACAAGGACGUCUACCCCUACUUCGCCUUCGACAUGAAGGACAAGGGCGACGACCAGUACGACUUCGGCCUCACCUUCUGGGCCUCCUCCGUCACCUGGGCCUGCGAGCUCGUCGCCUCCGUCUGCGUCCGCGUCCUCAUCCGCUGCAUCUUCGGCGUCGACGUCGGCAUGGAGGGCAAGCUCGACCUCGCCGUCUGGCCCGAGCUGCUCCCGACCAGCGUCGCCGUCAUGUUUCACGUGCUCCAGAACAUGUUCUUCUCGAUUAUACGACUGCAAUUCCCCUAA